AUGAGAAGAAAUUUACUGAAGUUAACCUCUAUAAAUUGUAAGAAGAAUGACUAUGUUUCCCUUUCUAACAAUUUUUUUUUAAUAAAAAAUAGGUCAUAUAAAUAUAUAACCGUAAGAAACAAAAUAGGAAGAAAUGUAUUUAAUGAGAAGGAUAAUUGUGCCAUAUUGAAUCGAGGACAAACACAUGUCGUAGGUAUCAAGAAAAAUAUAUGUACCGAAAAUAAAGUUAAACAACAGGAUGGAGAGUUUUAUAUGAAUCAAAGAGUUCCAGAUGAUAUGGAUAAUGAUAUGGAUAAUAAUGUGGAUAAUGAUAUGGAUAACAAUGUGGAUAAUCAUGUGGAUAAUCAUGUGGAUAAUCAUGUGGAUAAUCAUGUGGAUAAUCAUAUGGAUAAUCAUAUAAAUAAUCAUACACAUAAAAAUGUGCAUGAUGACACAUCAUAUGAUAAUAAUUCUUUCGAUAGAUACCAAAGAAAAAGAGACGAAAUAGGUGAAAACGGUUUUGUUCAAAAUAGAAGAUAUGAAAAUUAUGAAAAACGUAAACAAUCAAAAACAAAUUAUUCAUAUGAUAAUGAUUAUAAUCAGGGUUCAAGAAAUAAAAGAAAUAUGUCAUAUCCUGAUAGAUAUGAAGAAUUAGGAAGUCAUUUAAAGGACAUCGAAUGGGAUAAUGUGAAAUAUAAAAUGGAAAGGCAAAAUCUAUACAACAACAAUUAUAAUAAGUGUAAUGAUCAGAAUAAUAAUCAGAAUAGUAAUGAUAAUUUAAAUAAUGAGCAAACAAAUUGUUUAAGUAAAGAGGAUAUACAAAACGAAUUAAAGAAAAAUAAUAUUUAUAUUAACAAGGAUGGAAUAAUACAUAAUAUCAUUAAUAAAUUCUCAGAUGUAUGUUUUCAUGAAUCCAUAUUAAAUUAUCUAAAUAAUAAAUUUAGUGAACCUACAGCUAUUCAAAAAAUCACAUGGCCUAUUGCUUUAUCAGGAAAAGAUCUUAUAGGUGUAGCAGAAACGGGAAGUGGAAAAACGUUAGCUUUUGUUUUGCCGUGUUUUAUGCAUAUACUUAAGCAUAAAGAAAUUAUACAAAAUAAUAAUAAUAAUAAACAAACAAAUCAAAACAAUAAUUUACAGCAAGAACAGGAAGGGAAAACAAAUAAUCAUCAUAUAAUAAAUAAUUAUAAUGAAAAUAAUGACAACAAUGAAAAUAAUCACAACAACAACAACAAUAAUAAUAAUAAUAAUAAUAAUAGUUAUGAUUAUGAUUAUGAUAUAAAUUCCUCUGAACGGGCAAGUGAUACUUAUGGACUCAUUUUAUUACCCACGAGAGAAUUGUGCUUACAAGUUUUAGAUGAAAUCAAAUCCUUCGAAAAAAACCUACCAAUUAAAAGUGUUGCUGUUUAUGGUGGAGUACCGAAAUAUUAUCAAAUAAAUAAUUUAAAAAAAGGUGCUGAUAUUAUUGUUGCUACCCCAGGAAGACUUUUAGACUUUUUAGAAAAUGGUAACAUCAACCUUUUAAAAUGUAUUUAUGUUGUUAUUGAUGAAGCUGAUCGUUUACUUGAUAUGGGAUUCGAAAAACAAUUAAGAAAAAUUAUGACCCAAGUUAAUAAAAAUAAACAAUUGCUAUUCUUAACUGCUACAUGGCCUGAACAAGUCAGGAAACUUGCAUAUGAUUUUUGUUCCUAUGAUCCAGUAAAAAUUCAAAUAGGAAAAAAUGAAUUGACAGCAAAUAAAAAUAUUGAGCAAAAUGUUAUUAUAAGUUCUUCUAUUGAUAUGAAGAAAAAAUUAUUAGAUUGGUUAAAAGAAAAUUAUGAAAAUAAUAAAAUAUUAAUAUUUUGUGAUACCAAAAGAAAUUGUGAUAAUUUAUGUAAAGAAUUAAGAUAUCAUCAGUAUAAUGCUUUAUCAAUUCAUGGGGAUAAGCAGCAAAGAGAAAGAGAUCGAAUAUUGAAUAAUUACAAAACAGAUCGAUGUAAUAUAUUAGUAGCAACCGAUGUAGCUUCAAGAGGAUUAGAUAUUAAAAAUAUUUCUGUUGUCAUUAAUUAUGAUAUACCUAAUACUAUAGAAGAUUAUAUACAUAGAAUAGGAAGAACAGGAAGAGCUGGGAAAAAAGGGAAAUCAAUCUUGUUCUUUUCGUAUGAUUAUUAUAUGCCACAAAAAUUAAAGUUUGCAAAAGAGUUAAUUAAAUUGUUAAAUAAAACAAAUCAAACUGUUCCACCACAGUUAAAAGAAAUAGCUUAUUCAAGAUGA
Molecule: messenger RNA, 2229 nt
Organism: Plasmodium falciparum 3D7
Lineage: Eukaryota; Apicomplexa; Aconoidasida; Haemosporida; Plasmodiidae
Gene: DH60
Product: DEAD/DEAH box helicase
Cellular component (GO): nucleolus
Molecular function (GO): ATP binding; nucleic acid binding; RNA helicase activity
Source: RefSeq, a predicted model, not a curated record